AGCCGCGCUUCCCUGGCACCACUGCCGAGUUUUGGGAGGCCAUGGAGCGGCAUGUCCCCAUUUAUGUGCUGCCUGAGGAAAUUCGCAAGAUGCCCCGGGAUGAGACAGUGUGUAAAUACUGUGGAGUCAGCUAUUUGAUACUUCAUGAGUUUAAGGUGAUGGAAGACAAAGUAAAAGCAAUGGAAAAGGAGAUUAAAUUCUAUGAAGGAAGUAUAGAACGGGAAAAAGGACUUCAAGCAGAACUGCAGUCUCUUUACCAAGACCUUGAACACUAUCAAGCUGAUGGUGAAUCAAAAACAGAAAGAAUAAGAACCCUCACAGUGGAACUUAAAAAUAAGCAAGAUGAUUUAAAAAAUGUGAAAGAAGAUUUGAGGUAUUUCCAAGAGGAAAAAGAAGCUGCCUACAAACAAUCACAAGUGCUCAGAAAUACAUUGGAACACCAUUGCUCAACUCUGAACAAGGCAGUCUCAUUGUUUCCUUUUAUUAGACGUGAACUAGACAGUAUUAAAGAAGUCAUCUCCAGUAAUUUGGAGAACUGGGCUGCCAUGAAAGAAGAAAUCUUUCUACAAAUAAAAACGGUUAGCAAAGAAGCUUUGACAGAAAUACCCAAAUUGAAUCAAAGAUUAGCUAAGUCCCAGAGAGAGAAUGAAUGCCUCCAAGAAAAGGUAAAACAUCUGACAGUAGUGGCUGACACAGUUGAGCUGAAAAGUCAACAGCUUCAAACUUCACUUCAGCAAGGGAAUGAGCUACAAAGUAGAUGCCGUGAACUACAAAAGGAAACAUUAGAUUUAACAAAUCAAGUAGAAACAAUUGGAUUGAAGCUGCAGAAAGUAACAGCCGAGAUGGACCACUACAAAAAGCUGUUAAUGGUGAAAUCAACGGAACUUGAUGUCUGUCAAAAUGAACUGAAAAAAAUUAAAUACGAAAACGGAAUUUCUGAGUCAAGGCUUACAAAAGAGCUCAAGGAAAAGGAGGAAUUUUUUCUGAUUUGCCAACAAGUAUGCAAACAUUUACAGGAAGAAAUGGCUGAGAAAGAAAGGAAAGAAGAAGAUCUAAAAAGAAGAACCGGUCGAUUAGAAAGUGAGCUAGAAGCCCUUAAAGCUCUUCUUAGACAAACAGAGGAAGAAGUAGUGAUGUUGAAACAAGAAAGGGAGUUAAUGCUGAUUUCUCAUCAGAACAGAACAGAGCAGCUGCAGGAAGCAUUAAGACAGAAGAUGCGGAAUGAAGAUAACUGGAGGGGGAAGAUGGAAAUUGAUUUGGCUAAAGGUGAAGCACAACACAAAGAAGCAAUUCUUAAAGUCAAGGAAGAAGCAAAAGUGGAACUAGACAUUGAGAGACAAAAGCAGCAAGAACUAAUUGCAAAAUAUCAGAGAGAUCAUGAAGAGCUCCAGAAGAAGAUUCCAGGUUUAAUAUCCAAUGCUACCAGUAGCUUAAGGAUGGAGACAGAAAUUCUUGAAAAGAAGCUACAAGAUGCCCAGAUCAAACUUGCAGAGAAAGAUGAAGAGAAGGAAAAAGAAAUUCAAAGCCUUAAAAGACUAAUUACUGAACUUGAAUUUCAGCUUUCGAUGGAAAAGAACAGUAAUGAAUCAUUUCUGGAUAAUAUGAGAAAAGAAAUUAAACACAAGUCAGAUGAACUGGAAAAAUUAACCCAGGAGAGGACACAGCUGAUUCACAAUCUGAGUCAAGUUCAAGAAGAGAACACUCUUCUCCAGGAAACGGUGCGCAGAGAGUGUGAGGAACGCUAUGAGCUGACUGCAGCUUUGACUCAAGCCAGGGAACAAGUACUGGAACUAAAAAAAUUCAGUGGAAACUUCCCGUUAUCGCCAUGUUCCCUGGCUCAGGGCAGCCUAACCUCCCCUACUGCUCUGCUCGCUGAUUAUGGACAGAAAAGCCGCCCCAGCCCCAGCACUGCGGAGGAAAUCAAUCUCUCUGGACAGUUUGCUAUUUCAAGAGCUGUGAAGGCACCCACCUCCGGUAAGCGGAACAGCAGCGGCAGUGUGCGCUUGCCCGCUCUAGCCCCACCACAUGCUCCAAGAGGAAGGGCAGCUUCUCUCAGCGAGCCCAGGAGCAGGAUCUCUGCAGUUAUAAGACGACAACUGAGUUAGCUCUGACAGCUACAUACACAUGCAUAGCACACGGGAAACCAUUCCAGUGCAUCAAAUGGCCGUUCACUCAUGGACCCCAGGGUCAAAUCUUAGCUGGUUCAAUUCAUGCAUUUCUACAAGUUAAAAUUAAGUUAAAUUUUUAUAUAUUUUUAUUGCAAUAAUGUUUCUUUGUCCAUCACAUAUUAAAGUAAUUAAAUGCUAUCUACACUUCAAGACGAGGAAAGUAAGAAAGAAAAAAUACUGUCUCUCCAAAAGGAACACCUCUUCAAUAGGUGUAAUUAAACUAAUGGCCAGUUUAAAUUCCUGUUUUCCCAAACCACUUUGUUGGAAUUUUCCCAUUUUGUGUGUUCUAUAUAGGUUAAUUGCUUGUUUCUGGUGUAAAAAUGUGAUUUGUUUGGUUAGAAUCAGAUUUUUGCAAUUAUUGAAUUGAGUAGUGUUAUAUUUGCAAAUAAUUAUGCUUAGGUCAGUGAAACUUGCUGGUAGGGGAGUAUGUAUCAUUCAGUCUGAAAAUGUGGCAAAUCCAUCCACUGAGUAGACUAGCCAUUGGCAGAGACAUAGCUUCCUCUAUGUGCAAGUCUUCAAGCUGUGCUAGUUAACAAGGAGUGGAAGACUUAACACAUUUUGUCCAAAAGAUGUUUGCCUCUUUAAUUUCAUCAGAAAAGUGUCUUUAUGUUAAGCAUAACUUUUAGCUUCAAAGUAGACACGCUGGAGUUCUCUGUAAAAUUGUUAGACAGGAGGAUCAGCAUCUUUAUUUUACUCCUUGAUACGUGGAACCAUGGUUUGUUUUGAAGCAUAAAAAGCCCAGACAAGGCUUGGUCAUCCUUGUUAGCGUGCAGCGACUGCAGAAGUAGCUGCUUUUUGAACAAGGCAGCUCUGCUAUUGGAGCAGUUUGACAAUGUGCAGUAUAGGGUGGGCUGAGUGAAACAGCAGUGGGUGGCACAGUCGGUCUGAGAUUUCACUUACUGUGUCACCAGAUACUCGAGUGUUUUGGUCAGGUAAGCCCAAACAGGGCCAGUUUGGUGAUAGUAACCGGUUCUGGCCACAGCCCAGCAGUCACUGGACAAGGAGAGGUGAUGAAGCAGGCCCAGGUCAGCCUGGCAAGUCCCUUGGACAGAGGUAGACCUACCACAUUAGAUCCAGCUCAGGCAGGAGGGAGGAGCUGGGGCUGAGCUCCUUGGCUCAGGGCAGCAGCCCUAGGCACAGAGAUGCUGGUGUCCCUGCUCUAUCGAAAGACAGAAACUGUCUUGGACAGAAACUUUGUGGAAGGUAAGUUAGAGGGGAACUUUCUGGAGACUCUCAGAGUGUGCAUAUGAGCAGCUGGACAACUGAUAUUGCCUGCUCCUGUUUAGGUCUGGGGACUGGGCUUGUUCUUCCAUCAGAGUUGUGGAGUUGCUUCGUCAUAGGGCACUUGACUUGUCAACCGAGAUAUGUUUAUAAUUGCAUCAUGAACCUAGACCUUCUUGUUAUUUCUUUGUGAUUAGAUAGUCCUAUAUGUGACAAAAUGACAGCAGUAGGCCACAUCUUCAAUGCUGGAGAAAAUUAGAAAAGCUUUGUUAAAUCCAAUGACCUGACAGGGGAUGUAUUUUAUUCAGUAAAAUCAGUGGAAGAAACAACAAUUUUAGGUUUACCCUCUGGAGCUUGAUUUAAAAACAUGCUCUGUCUUAGUCAGCUUCUGUUCCCACCGAAACCAUCACUCAGCCUUACCCGAUUUCUGUGGCAGCAUCCACUGAAAUCAUCCUCUAUUCACAAAUUCCAAAGCAACAGAAAAUCAGUAUUAUAAAAGUUGUUCUGGUAGCUGCUGUGCAUACGGAUGGGGUAGGUACUUUGCAGGGGCCUGGCAGAUUGAAUGGACUUGAAUAGACCUCAUAGAAACUGGUAGCAAGAGCCAGCUGAUUGGGGCAUGUUAGAAUCAAACACAAGUACCGUCCCCUGGAGAGUAUAGACUCAGGUUGGUGGAGGUCUGACAAUUUGGCUUUCCUCACUCAGCAGGAUCCUGGUGGCUGCUGUGAAUGAGGCCUGCUUGCCUUCUCUGAUGCAGAACAGCCCAUCUGUAGCUUCCAACCCCAGCAUGUGCCAAUAGGCUGUAUUCUCCACAAGUAUCCUCAGUGGAGGCUUGCCCAGUUUACUAGAACAGGAUUAUGCUCAAUUGGCUGAUGGCAACAGUGAGUCUUAAGCCCAACCAAGAUACCUGAGCAGCAGUGGGAGCUGUCUACAGGACCUGCUGGCUUUGCUCAGAUACUUGUAUUUUUCUUAAGGAUGUUGAAAAUUUGGAAUAUCAAAGAUGUGAAAGCAAUUCCACUGAAACACAAGCCUCAGGAAAUUCUUUUUUCAGCAAUCCCACAAAUGCAGAAAGAACGGGAUGGGAAGCAGUCCCAAAGGCCUGUUUGGAGGGUGGCUGGAUGGUGCCCUGCUCUGGUCAGUGGUGAUGCUGAUUUUUGUUUAGAAAAGAUGCUGACGUCUUUGAGCUUGAAAAUUGUUAUUCCACUGUACACCCACAGUCUUCCUGAAGACUGUGGAAGUAACAGAUUUUCAUUGAGGUAGUUCUUAAAAUUAUGAGCUCCAGAGCUCUGUGAUGUAGAUUUUUUCAUAACAUUUUUAGAUGAGCAUUGGUUGCAUUUUCCAGUCUUAUGAGAUAUUUUAAGUUACAUAAAUCCACUAACUGCUGUUACAUAAUGUUAUGCCCUUCUGUAGCUAUGGAACAGGCGUCACAGUGAGCCCUGUGGUAGCUGAUGUCGUAAUGUGGAGUUUAAUACUGGAAUAUUUUUGUCAAAGAAAAGGUGGGACCUUUACCUGUGGACUGUUUUGCUGGCUGAGCUCACCAGGAUGCCGUAAUGUCUCUGUGCUUACAGCAAAGCUACAGAAUAUCCCAGUUCCAUGGUGUAACAGCUGCUCCUUCCCUUGUGCUGCUGUGGCUGCGCAAACAGGUCAGGCUUCAAACCUGGGCUCCUGCCGACUGCUUCAGUGUUUAUGUCCUGUAGCGGAAGCAAUAGUAAAGAAUGACUCUGUGGUCAUAAGCUGCAAAGUGAGGAAUAGCACAUAAAAUAAUGAGGGCAGUCACAGAAAUAAUGUUUCUAGCAUGAGGAAGUGUAUAAAUCAUGAAUCCAAACCAAGUCAGGAACAAAUAUUUCCCUUACUUCCCCUCCCUCACGGUAACCCAGAAUUCCUGCUGCUAAGCAAUAAACAAAAUGUAUAAAUGCCAGGAAACUUUACCAGCUUUUAAAAACAAUUAAAUUAAUUUCACAUAGUCAAGGAAAGUUUACAGCGUAUUUCUUGUAAUGGGAUGAAACACACCAGCAGAAAGUACCACAGAGAAUGUGGACAUCUAAUUAAUAUCCCCACAUAUUCAGGAAAUAAAACUUCCUAGAGGAAAUACA
This is a messenger RNA of Strigops habroptila (Kakapo), 5479 nucleotides long. It is a transcript of the gene LEKR1, whose product is annotated as leucine, glutamate and lysine rich 1. The record is from RefSeq and is a predicted model, not a curated record. NCBI's taxonomy places the organism in Eukaryota, Metazoa, Chordata, Aves, Psittaciformes, Psittacidae. The transcript is spliced from 13 exons. Bases 42 to 2105 code for a protein of 687 amino acids.